Molecule: messenger RNA, 1683 nt
Organism: Pectinophora gossypiella (pink bollworm)
Lineage: Eukaryota; Metazoa; Arthropoda; Insecta; Lepidoptera; Gelechiidae
Product: THAP domain-containing protein 2-like
Exons: 3
Coding region: 47-874 (275 amino acids)
Molecular function (GO): sequence-specific DNA binding
Source: RefSeq, a predicted model, not a curated record
GUCAGUGAGCGGACGCCGCACCGUAGGCUCUUUUAAUAAUAACAGUAUGCCUUCGUGUAUAGUUAAAAGUUGCAAAAACGCGUCUGAUAAACCAGAAACUAGACAUGGGUUUUCUUUUCAUAAAUUUCCGCGUGAACCAAUUCUGAGGAAGAAAUGGGUUACUAUUAUAAGGAAAACUAGAGAUGAUGAGAAUUGGAGUCCAUCGAUGCAUUGUGUGGUUUGCUCUGCACACUUUGAAGAAAGAUAUUUAUAUAAUACAAAAUCUGGCCUCCGUCGAGUAGGUCGUAAAGCAGUUCCAACAAAGAAUUUAUUCGUUUCUACUAAUAUCCCUAUUGACAUUGAUACAAGUGAUCAAUGUCACCAUCUCGCCGAUAAAACAUUAUCCAGCCCUAAAAGUGAAACUACGUGCGAUUUUGACUCGGAAACUAAACCUGCAGCUGACCUUCCCACCAAUACUUGUCCAGUACCGGGCACUUGUAUUGAAUACGAUUUUCCGAAAAUAUAUAUAAAAGUAGAGCCACUGGAUCCAUCGUCAGAAAAUGUUGAAAACGUUACUUCCGAAGAAAAUGAAAAUGACAUUAAAGACAAGUCUGAAAAAGAGCCGACAAGGCUACCGUUAAAAAUGUCUACAAGGCGUAAAUUAAAAACACUACAACAAAAAGUGCGACGUCUGAAAAAGAGAAAUACAUUAUUAAAAGAUCUAUUGAAAGAGUUAUUGGAAAAACAUCUUAUUAACGUAGUGGAUACACAGAAACUGAUGUCUGAAAAUGCAGUUUUAACGGGAUUACUCCGUAGUGUGCACACGCGUCGUACUGAAGAUAACAAACUGGUUCCGGAGGCUACAGCAGAGCAUGACGAAGACGAUCAGUCAUGAAAUUGUGGAUCUAAUUACCAAUCCUGACGUACGGUUUCACAUAAUUUCUUUCAUUAAAGGUAGUGAAUGAAAAGCAAUAGACCAAAACUAAGUGUAUUCUGUUGUAUGUCUGUAAUUAGGACUUUUUUGUCGUUUAGGAACCAAAAAACGACAUUUUCCCUUUUGCCAGAACCAGAACAUGGCUUACAGCAGCAUUUCUUGCCUUGUCAUGCAGGCAUGUAAAUAUCUAAAAUGUGAUUAAUAGACAUAAUCAUUUUUAAAAGAUGUUUCACAACCAUGAUUGUAACACGGCCCAAACAUAUUGUAAUUGAGCACGAUUGCGUCCCGUAGACCUAUAAUAUUAUGAGUAUUAUUUGCGAUAAUUUAAAACAAAACGUACAAAACUAUAAAAACAAACGCUAAAAAAAACGCUUUGUAAAGAAAAAACAGCAAAAUAAACGCUUUCGUAAUUUUAAAAAUAUUCGUGUUUUUUUUACGUUUAGUUGUUUAGCAGCGUCCUAAAACUAUUAUUAGGAUAUUUCAGUAUCAUGGUAACAUUGGAACCAAAACGGGAGCUCGCAAACAAGGAAACUCAAGUUACGCGGUUACGGUAUUUUUUUUUUCAGUCAUGGCAAAUAUAAUCAUUAUGUCAAGUGAUUAGAGUAACGACAAAUGUCUUAUUAUACUUUCAUCAUAAUAGACGUACAGAUGCUUUUCUACCUCCUAGACGAAUUUAAUACCGUAUUGAGACGGGAGUGAUAAAAAAUAUAGUAUUUGUUUUUCAAAUCUAGCAACUUCUUUUUUUUUAAAUGGCAAUACAAUACUGACAG